UUCCUCCCUCCACCACAUCCCUCUCCCACUUGAAUAUCGUCACUUUUUCAUUCUGAUAGUUUUCAAAGACGCACGCACCUCUCCUAUCCCGUUAUGUUAACUCGUUAAUUAUUUCAAACGAUUUACUUUUUGCUUUAUUUUCCGCUACUUCGCGUGUGUUUAAAAACUUUUAUUUGACAUUUUAUUUCGGUUUUACAACGACCACCCCUUCUCAACCGGCUCGGACCACCCCGGCCGAAGUCUCACACACGCACACGGGAGGUCAAAAAGUGUGUUCGAUACUUCUUCGUCGCCUUAAAAUCAUACAAGCUUCAUAUCUGGUCUCGCAUAUCGCGUUUAUAAACAUAAGACAGUUUGCUCAUCUUCGUUUCAGAUACUAAAAAGUCGUACUCAUAGUGAGUCACACACACACUCGCAUGUACGCACACGCUCAGAUAGCGUUAAAUAAAUUGUGGUUAGCUCAACAAAGCCCGUUUUAAUUUGAAAAAAAAAACCGACAACAACAACAAAUGGGAAAACAAUGGGGUUUUACUGCUAUUACGUAAUUUAUGACAUCAUCAGGAAUUAAUCGUGUCUAAUGUUGCGUAUACGGUCGCACAAACUCUGAUAUGAAUUGUUCCUUUCGUGUUUUUUAACGUCAAUAUAAAUAUAAAUGUACAGAUAAAUUGCAGGAUAGAAGUUAUGGGAAUUGUAUGAAGCAAUAUUUGUUUUUAAAACGAGGUUUAUUCAUAUUUAAUCAAGAUUUAUGUCGUUUGAAUUUCAUUUAUUUGGAAAAUUAAAAAUAUUCACGUGCAAAAUGUGUCGAUUUUAACGUGUUAAUUAAAACAAAGUAUGAAUGUCACAUUCCUGAAGUUGUUUUAAAUGCACUUUCAUCUUGUAAUAUUCUACUACAUGGCCCAAACUAAACUUACUUUUGCAGAAUGUGCUUUAAUCUAUUUUUGAAUUCUGUCACAUGCAAAACGUUUUUUUUAGUUCUGUAUAAAAUUCCGCUGUAAAAGAAUGGCAAAAGUGCUUUGGGAUUUUAGAAUGUUCUUUUUUUUUCUCAAGACGAGGGGAGUAGAGAUUUUUAAAAAAGCAUGUCAAGAUGUGUGUGCAUGUGUGAUGGCGCUGUGCUGUUUUAACCUUUGCCAGUGUCCCCCGAUGUGAGGGGAGACCAGAGUUCAGGGCCCAGGGUGUCCCCUGUGUGUGUGUGUGCGUGUGUGUGUGUGUGUGUGUAAGCGGUGCUCAGGGUUCAGGGCCCAGUGAGAUCCACUUCAAGUUGCCAUUGACCCGACUAGUCGGAACCGCAGGCGGCCCUAGCCAGGCCUUGACACUCUUUUUCUCUUCCUAUUAAGCAUUUAAGUGAGGCUCUUAUCAAUAUUUAACCCCUAUCAGAGUGGCCCCCUGGGGUGGGGGGGGGGAGAGAAUUGGCAAGAGCCAACCCCACUUCGUUCUUUUUUUUUUUUCUUGUGCCCCAGCAAACAAGAAAGUGUUUGUCAUUUGGUUGGGGGUGUUAGCCCAUUCCCUCCCUUCCUCCAUUUGCCUUAAGCAUGACACCGGGCCACAGCUCCGCCAGUGUUCUCCUACGUGGACAGACUGGACCGUGAUGAUUUUUGCCGGACUUCCAUCUGAUGUUGAAUGCGAUUUGGAGCUCCUAAGCCGCCCCUAAAAACACACAAUGGGACACAGAACUUUGCUCCGAGGACCCCCUCUGCAAGGAGUCCGACGCCCACGUCUGCAACAGAUGUUGCGCCGAGUUCUUUGAACUCUACGAGCUGGAGGAGCACCGGAAGAAUUGCACUAAGAAUCAGCUCGUCCUGAUUGUGAAUGAAAGUCCAGCCUCCCCCGCUGGGUCCUUCUCGCCCGGGUCCCCUCCCCUUAAUCCCGACGACCAGAUGAAUGACGGGGAUAAUAACGCAGAUCAGACAGAGUUCGGCGACCUCUCCGAGCCCGCCGCGGCGGAAAAAGACGAGUCCAUGGACGUGGACGUUUCAGGGAUGAGCAGCGGUCAAGAAGAGGAAGGCGGCCAAGUCGAGAGCCCGAGCUACGCGGCGGGCGGCGAGGGCGCCGCCGCCGCCGGGCCCGCCGUCGGCACUUCCGCCAUUUCGGCGCCGCCGCCUCAGCUGGGCAACCUGGCCGAGCUGGGCAACUUCUCGGUGAUCAACAGCAACGUGAUCAUCGAAAACCUGCAGAGCACCAAAGUGGCCGUGGCCCAGUUCUCCCAGGAGGCGCGCACCCCCGGCGGGCCCCGGGUGGCCGUGCCCGCCCUGAUGGAGCAGCUCCUCGCCCUGCAGCAGCAGCAGAUCCACCAGCUGCAGCUCAUCGAGCAGAUCCGUCACCAAAUACUGCGUCUGGCCUCCCGGUCGCCGGAAACGCAGGCGGCGGCGGCGGCGGCGGGCCCCGCGGCGCCCCCCGCAGCCGGCCCCCUGGCCACCCUGAGCUCCCAUCUCUCGCAACAGCUGGCCGCCGCCGCGGGCCUGGCGCAGAAUCUGGCCAGUCAGUCGGCCAGCAUCGGCAGCCUCAAGCAGCUCGCCGCCGCGGCGCAGCUACCUCAGCCCAACCCGGGCGGCGGCGAAACGUCUCGGAGCGUCGCUACCCCGUCGGGCGGCGACCCCCAACCCCCCGAGAAGAGGCCGUGCCACGUCACCCGCGCGCCGCCGGCGACGUCCUCCGCCCCGGCGUUCGCGAUCGGUAGCUUACUGAGCUCGGCGGCCAAUCCCCUUCUACCUCAGCCCCCGCCGGGAAACCCCUUGUUCUCCGGUUCGCUUCCCGGCGUCGGCACCACCACGGCGGAGGAGCUCAACUCUCUGGCGACUCUGGUGCAGCAGCGAAAGGCCAAGGCUCCCAACGCGGCGGCGGCGUUGGAAAGCAAGAGCGUCUCGGAAGAGGCCUUCUUCAAGCAUAAGUGCCGGUUUUGCGGCAAGGUGUUCGGCAGCGACAGCGCCUUGCAGAUCCACCUGCGCUCGCACACCGGCGAGCGGCCGUACAAGUGCAACAUCUGCGGCAACCGCUUCUCCACCCGCGGCAACCUGAAGGUGCACUUCCAGCGGCACAAAGAAAAAUACCCGCACAUCCAGAUGAACCCCUACCCGGUUCCCGAGCAUUUGGACAACAUCCCCACCAGCACCGGCAUCCCCUACGGCAUGUCCAUGCCCCCCGAGAAGCCGGUCAGCAGCUGGCUGGACAGCAAGCCCGUCUUGCCCACUCUGACCUCUUCGGUGGGCAUGCUGCUCCCGCCGAGCGUGCCCAGCCUGUCCCAUUUCAUAAAAAAGGAAGAUCACUCGAUAGCCAUAAGCCACCUGGCGCUUCCUUCCUCCACGAGCGACUCGGGCGCUUCCGAGCCGUCGGCGAAAAGCGGCGGGGCGUCGGAAGAGGGCGAAGGCGCCGCUCUGCCUACCUCAAACGGGAAAAGCGAAGAAGGCGGCCGCCCCCCGGGCGAGUACGCCGCGUCCGACAGCCCGCCCAUGCUGACCAACCCGCUGGCGCCCCUCAUGUCGGAGCGCUUCAAGGCCAAAUUCCCCUUCGGGGGCAUCCUGGAUCCCCUCCACGGCUCGGAGACCUCCAAGCUGCAGCAGCUGGUGGAGAACAUCGACAGGAAGGCGGCGGACCCCAACGAGUGCGUCAUCUGCCGCCGGGUGCUGAGUUGUCAGAGCGCGCUCAAGAUGCACUAUCGCACUCACACCGGCGAGAGACCCUUCAAGUGCAAGAUCUGCGGCCGGGCCUUCACCACCAAGGGCAACCUGAAGACCCACUACAGCGUCCACAGGGCCAUGCCUCCCCUCCGAGUGCAACACUCGUGCCCGAUCUGUCAGAAGAAAUUCACCAACGCCGUGGUGCUCCAGCAGCACAUCCGCAUGCACAUGGGCGGGCAGAUCCCCAACAACCCCUUGCCCGACAACUACCCGGAAUCCAUGGCCUCCGACGCCGGCUCCUUCGACGAGAGAAACUUGGACGACGACCUGGACAACUUCUCGGACGACAACGCCGAGGGGAUGGACGAGGGCCCCGACAGCAGCGUGCCCGACACGCCCCGGUCGGCCGACGCGUCCCACGACAGCCCGUGCGACUCCCCGCUCGCCCUCGACAUGGAGCGGUCGCGCGCUACGGACGCCGAGGAGCUGCGGGAACUCCGAGGGGUGUCCGACGGCUUGACGGAGGGCGACUGCCUCACCAACGACUCCUCGUCUCUCGGCGGCGACGCGGAAAGCCGAAGCGUCGGCAGUCCGGCCGCGUCGGAAUCUACCUCCUCCGCGCAGGCGCAGUCCCCGGCGCGUAUGCCGGCGCAGGCUCGUAAAUCGCCGGGCUUGGAUGAAAGGCGCCUGAAGAUGUUCUCCGUGGAGCAUGCCGCCCUCCUCCACCCUCACCCCUUGGACCUGACAUCCGUCAACCCCCCCAAGGACCCCCUGGGCAUGAUUUUCCCCUUCCGCGAGCGCAGCGUGGCCAAGAAUACGUCUUGCGACAUCUGCGGCAAGACGUUUGCGUGUCAGAGUGCCUUGGACAUCCACUACCGAAGCCAUACCAAAGAGCGACCUUUCAUUUGCACGGCCUGCAACCGGGGAUUCUCCACCAAGGGCAACCUCAAGCAGCACAUGCUCACCCAUCAGAUGCGAGACCUUCCCUCGCAGCUCUUCGAGCCCUCCAACGCCAGCGUGUCCUCCAGCCCCACGCCCUCCCUGCUGUCCGUCGGCUCCCUCGGAAAGCCCGAGGUCAACGGCUUCCUGCACGGCCUCCACGCCGAGCCCAAGGAGCCCUCCGUUUCCGUUUCCGCUGCCGGCAUGGUCACGUCGUCCGCCUCCACCUCGCCGGUGCUGUCGGCCGCGCCGCCCCGCCGGACACCCAAGCAGCAUUUCUGCAACACGUGCGGCAAGUGCUUCUCCUCAUCCAGCGCCCUGCAGAUCCACGAGCGCACGCACACCGGCGAGAAGCCCUUCGCCUGCAGCAUCUGCGGCCGAGCGUUCACCACCAAAGGAAACCUCAAGGUCCACAUGGGCACUCACAUGUGGAACAGCGCCCCCGCCCGACGCGGGCGCCGGCUCUCGGUGGACGGGCCCAUGGCUUUCCUGGGCGCCAACCCCGUCAAGUUCCCGGAGAUCUUCCAGAAGGACCCGGCGGCGGUGUCGCGAGUGGGCGCCGGCGACCCGGCCAGCUUCUGGAACCAGUACGCCGCCGCCUUUUCCAGCGGCCUGGCCAUGAAGGCCAACGAGAUCUCGGUCAUCCAGGGCGGCGGCCUCCCGCCCAUGUCAGGCGCCGGCGUUGGCAAUGGCGGCAGCUCGCCCGUCAGCGGCCUGACAGGCAGCCUGGACAAACUCCACAGCGCCGAACCCAACGCCGCCCUGGCCGGCCUGGAGCGGAUGGCCGGCGCGGAGAACGGCGCCCACUUCAGGUUCACGCGAUUCAUGGAAGACAAUAAAGAAAUCGCCACGAAUUAGACACAGAUAGACAACCAGAACUGUGAAGACAAGUCUGUUGGAAUUUUUUUUUUUUUUGUACAAUGUACAUGUUAUAGUUCCCGGGAGCUUAUUUAUUAGUGGCUAUAACCGUGCUUGAGACGCAGUGGAAGCAUUAUAACAGUUAGGCAAAAUGUGUGUGUGCGUGUGCUUCUUCUAAAGACGACGUGUGAUAGAUACUCUUGACUUUUGGCAUUAAGUUAUUUUUCCGUGUCCCCCUUGUAGUGUUACAUAGCGAUGACGUCUGCCUGUAAGAUGCGAAAAUGCUGUAAAUAAUGUACACUGAUCUUCUUGUAGACUGUCUGACGUUUGUUCACAGAACCUCCACCACAACCCCCCACCCACCCACACAUAUUAUUUAAGGAAGACAAAACAUGGACAUUUGGAUGUUUCUUGCUACUUUUUAUGAUUGUUUACGUCCACCCCACGCUUAAAUAAUUGAAACUGAGACAGCCAAUCAUUCUCUACAGUGCUGCUAACGUGAUGUGUUCAAGCCCCGCCCCCCUCCCUCCAAAAAGAAGGUGAUGUACAUACAUGUCAAGAAGAAGUCCAGCGGACACACAAAAAGGAUGAUGGAUAGUGUUGUUGUUUUUUUUUUAUAAAUAUAAAUAUUAUAUUGGGGUUCGACAAACCUUUCGGACUGUUACAUGCACUUUCUCGGAAAGGUGGAAGAUCUUUAAUGGGUCCAGUUUCGCUACACUUUAAUACCUACUAACAAAAACUCUAAGAUACUGUAAAUCUUUACUCGAAUAAUAAUCAAAUACAUCAGUUUUCCAAAAGAA
Molecule: messenger RNA, 6208 nt
Organism: Hippocampus zosterae (dwarf seahorse)
Lineage: Eukaryota; Metazoa; Chordata; Actinopteri; Syngnathiformes; Syngnathidae
Gene: sall1a
Product: spalt-like transcription factor 1a
Exons: 3
Coding region: 1875-5408 (1177 amino acids)
Biological process (GO): regulation of transcription by RNA polymerase II
Cellular component (GO): nucleus
Molecular function (GO): DNA-binding transcription factor activity, RNA polymerase II-specific; RNA polymerase II cis-regulatory region sequence-specific DNA binding
Source: RefSeq, a predicted model, not a curated record